This is a messenger RNA of Tribolium castaneum (red flour beetle), 3393 nucleotides long. It is a transcript of the gene Sym, whose product is annotated as Symplekin. The transcript is spliced from 10 exons. The record is from RefSeq and is a predicted model, not a curated record. NCBI's taxonomy places the organism in Eukaryota, Metazoa, Arthropoda, Insecta, Coleoptera, Tenebrionidae. The coding region runs from base 149 to 3331 and encodes 1060 amino acids. Gene Ontology annotation, cellular component: mRNA cleavage and polyadenylation specificity factor complex.
UAACCUCAAUCUUUGGCUUUCCAAAAAUGGAUGAUUGGCUCUCAUUUUCAAUUAAUUUAACGCUUUAGAUAAAACUAGCUUUGUUUUCGAAAUUUCGUUGCUUUAGUGGCAACAAUUGCGUCAUUUUUGGUUGUAAAAUCCUCUCGACAUGGAUUUUACCAUGAACGAAGUUUCCGACGAGGAUUUAGUGACCCAAUGGAUAAAUAGCGCUGCAGUGUCCCGCUCUGCUGCAGAAAAGCUUGAAUACUUCCACAAAUUGCAAGAAGUUUUGAUUCGGAAGUCGCCCCAUUUGCUGCCAAAGUUUUUACAAAACAUGCUUAAUUUCACGACUGAUAGGAAUGGGGACGUGAAAAAAGCGCUAGUGGGUUUUAUUGAAGAGUUAUGCAAAAUGCGCGAGUCUCUUUUACCUAAAGUAAUGCUAAACCUUCAUAUGCUACUAUGUGAUGAGUCAAUAGCGGUGCAAAAGCGCGUAAUUCAAGCUUUAAUCAGUAUUUAUCGCAAAACGUUGGCCUGGUUAUGCAAGGCUUCUGUAAUUACAGAAGAAAUGGAAAACGCCUGGAAGCAAUUGUCUGCCAUAAAAUUAGAAAUUGCAAAUAUGAUUGAUAGUGACAAUGACGGCAUUAGGACUAGUUCAGUGAAAUUUUUAGAAUGUGUUGUGUUGUUGCAAACUUAUCCCGACCAGGAAGAGAACAAGAAACCGAACGACUUCUCACUCGAUGAUGUUCCUCUGACGUUAAAAUUGGCGCGGAGGCGAAAACUAGAAGAGGAAGCAAAUACCUUGUUUGAGUUACUUUUAAAAUUUUUUGGCUCUCCCCAUAUUAGCAGUGCCAACUUGUUAACCUGCCUGGGCGUUGUUACAAACAUUGCAAAAAAUCGGGCCGAAUUUAUGUCUCGAGUUGUCUCAGCUAUUGAAUCACUUUACAAUAACCUACCUCCAACUCUAACAACAACUCAAGUGAAUUCCGUGCGUAAAAAAUUAAAAUCCGAACUCGCUGGACUUAUCAAACACCCAGCGGCUUACGAAUUUGUGGAGAAAUUAACCCCAAUGCUCACCGAUUUAGGUUAUUCCCAGCAAGACAUUCUUAAAAUGGUACCGAAACCCGACGAGCGGCGGAAAUAUUGCAAGAGGACUCUCUCAGUUGAGUCCCUUCAGAUCUACAAUAAAAGACCUAGACUUGAUCCUCAAAUUGAAUUCGAUAACGACACCAAUGACAGUGAUUCGCAAACACUGCAAGAGUUGAAUGAGAACUUUGUGUCUGAAAAUUUCACGUUGGAAAGAGCGGUUCAAAUGGUUUUCGCUUCUAUGAGUAAACUGCCGGCUACAAUGUCUCCCGAUUUUGCGAAAGAGUAUGGCAAAUAUGUCGAUAGUGGAAAAGUUGGCCAAUUUGAUGUUUUGACAAAACUUAUUGCCACGUAUUUGACUGAGGCCGGGGUUUCGCCGUCUUCGAAAAGUUUUGCAAAAAAGGUCGAGGAAUUUAGACAGCAGGAGAAGGAGGAAGAGGACAAGGAAGAGAAGGAAAAGCUCCUGAAGAAGGAACGAGCAAAAGUUCCCCGAAUCAAGACACUGAAACUGUCCGAAAUCACCAAACCUAUCGAGAAAGAAACAAAGGAGAAAUUGUUAAUAGGGUCCAUAAACCGACUUUUAACCGCGGACAAAACAGCCGCAAAAUGCUUGUACCAAAAACUAAUCACCACAAUCGCAGCCUGCUUUAGCCCCACUGUCAGACAAACAGUGUUGGCGUUUCUCCUAUCAGACUUACGGUCUCACAUAGACCUGGCCCUGGCGUGGCUUUUUGAAGAGUACGGAAUACUGCAGGGCUUCUCAAGAGUGCCCCCUUUACGCAAAGACACCAAACUGGACAAAAGCUACAACAUCUUGCUUUGCACAUUUAUAAACGCUUGUAUGCACGACUCAGCAGUGCUCUGUCGAUUGUUUUUGGAAGCGCCUUUAAUAACAGACGAGGCUUUGGAUAAGCUCCACCAGUUGUGCCGAGACGAGAAGAAAUGCACAGCAGCUUUGGGGUUGUUGCACGAUUUGACGGUCCGGAAGCCCCCCAAACAGUUGAUGUUCCUCAACGCCCUCCUCUCGUACACGACGUACGAAUUGAGCGUGGUAAGAGAGUGUGCCAUUGGACACGUUUUGGAGUUGCACAAGAAGGUGGAGUUGAGGUUGGUGAUUGAGGAGUUUGCACGAAUGAAUUUGGAGUUUUUGAAGUUGCAAAGGCCGCCGGAGAGUUUGUGUGGGUUUAGUCAAGGGAGGUUGAAGAGCGAGACUUGGGGCGAUGAUUUUAUAAAAGCUUGUCUUAUUCCGUAUAUUUCGCUAUUGCCAGCCAAUGAGAGUCUUAUUCAUGACUUGGCUAAGGUUUACGUACAGACGGGGGCCAACAUUAAACGGAUUAUUCUACGUCUGCUUGAAACCCCGAUCAGAUCAAUGGGGAUGGACUCACCUGAGCUUCUAAAACUGGUGGAGGAGUGUCCCAAAGGCUCGGAAACUUUGGUCACGCGUGUUAUACACGUUUUGACGGACAAGGGCCCCCCGAGUGCACAGUUGGUGCAAAGAGUCAGGGAAUUGUAUCACACGAGAGUGUCAGAUGUUAGGUUUCUUAUCCCAGUUUUGAACGGGUUAUCAAAGAAAGAAGUAAUUGCAGCUUUGCCAAAGCUAAUUAAAUUGAACCCGGUUGUUGUAAGGGAAGUCUUUAACCGACUUUUAGGCUUACAUGGUGACAGUCCAAUUACCCCAACUGAACUUUUGGUCGCUCUACAUUUAAUUGAUUCCACGAAAGCCGACUUGAAAACUAUAAUUAAGGCCACAUCUAUGUGUCUUCAGGAAAAACAAGUAUUUACUCAAGAAGUAUUAGCUGUUGUUUUGCAACAGUUAAUGGACCAAACCCCGCUACCAACUCUACUCAUGAGGACUGUCAUCCAAGCUUUGGGCAGUUAUCCCCGACUGUCAGGGUUCGUGAUGAAUAUUUUGCAACGUCUGAUCUUAAAACAGGUUUGGAAACAGAAAGUGGUAUGGGAGGGAUUUAUCAAAUGUUGUCAAAGAACAAAACCGCAAAGUUUUACUGUUUUGAUGCAAUUACCACCGCCCCAACUAUCUGAUGCGUUGUCAAUUUGUCCCGAGUUGAGGGAACCGCUCAAAGAGCAUUUGCUGAAUUUUACUGAAGGGCAAAGGUCGCACAUCCCGCCCACAGUCCAGGAAAUCAUUUUAGGAAGUUACGCACAGCCGCCACCAACGAUUGUUCCGCCACCGGUGGUUGUAACUCCAGAAGAGCCGAUUGCUGCGCCCCCGACAUUAGCCAACGAGCCUUUGCCGCCCGGAAUGGAAUAAGCGUUAAUUUAACUUUUAUUAUCUCAAUUUUAUUAACAAAUGAAUAAAAAACCUUACUUUAA